UCACUUUGAUUGUUCUCUUACCUUACCUUGGACGACGUCAUAUCGUUACAGCCCAAUCUUUCUUGUAGAUUUGUAGUUGGGCUUCUCGUCACCGGGUGGUGGUGGUCGUCGCGACUAUGUCACAGUCUCGAGUUUACGCAGACGUCAAUGUUCACCGACCUAGAGAUUACUGGGAUUACGAGUCUCUCAUCGUUCAAUGGGGUGAUCAAGAUGAUUAUGAGGUUGUUCGAAAAGUUGGAAGAGGAAAAUACAGUGAGGUCUUUGAAGGUAUAAAUGUCACCAACAAUGAAAGAUGCAUCAUCAAGAUCCUUAAACCUGUCAAAAAGAAGAAGAUAAAAAGGGAGAUAAAAAUACUUCAGAAUCUUUGUGGAGGCACAAAUAUUGUGAAACUGCUUGACAUUGUUAGAGAUCAGCACUCAAAAACUCCCAGUUUGAUUUUUGAAUAUGUGAACAGUACAGAUUUCAAAGUUUUGUACCCCACACUGACAGAUUAUGACAUACGCUAUUACAUAUACGAGCUCCUCAAGGCAUUAGAUUACUGCCACUCACAAGGUAUAAUGCAUAGAGAUGUCAAGCCUCACAAUGUGAUGAUUGACCAUGAGCUGCGAAAGCUUCGCCUGAUUGAUUGGGGUCUCGCUGAAUUCUACCAUCCCGGCAAAGAAUACAACGUCCGAGUUGCUUCAAGGUACUUUAAAGGACCUGAACUCCUGGUGGACUUGCAAGAUUAUGACUAUUCUUUGGACAUGUGGAGCUUGGGGUGUAUGUUUGCAGGAAUGAUUUUUCGCAAGGAGCCAUUCUUUUAUGGUCAUGACAAUCAUGAUCAGCUUGUUAAAAUUGCCAAGGUUCUUGGCACAGAUGAAUUAAAUGCAUAUUUGAACAAAUAUCGUCUAGAGCUUGAUCCUCAACUUAGUGCUCUUGUUGGAAGGCACAGCAGGAAGCCAUGGUCCAGAUUUAUCAAUGCAGAUAAUCAGCAUCUAGUUUCCCCAGAGGCUAUUGAUUUUCUUGAUAAGCUUCUUCGUUAUGACCAUCAAGAUAGACUUACAGCAAAAGAAGCGAUGGCUCAUCCUUAUUUCUUCCAAGUAAGGGCUGCUGAAAAUAGUAGGAUGCGGACACAGUAAUUGUGGUGUCUUUUAGUUUCCUUUUGUUUAGAAGUGAAACUCUCCAUGUUUAAGGUGUCAAGUUCAUCUAUGUAUACUUAGUCUGCUUGACAAGUACUUUGCCUACUUUAAGCGGUUGGCCUGGUUGACAUUAUUUUCCUGAUGGUGUUCUUUGACUCCUGCAUCUUUUCCAGAGAUUGUACAUUCUGAACUCAAAUCAACACACCAAGCUCCUUGGAGUGUGUAUAUUAUCUGAUAUUUGUACUGUAUUUCUUAAUUGCACUUGGGCAAUUAUAGACGGUUGUAGUUUGUUAUAUUUCUGCUGCUUUUGUUGGACAUUCCCUUGCUUGAAAAAUUACAAUUAGUGUACUAAAAGUUGGAACAAUUAUCCUUUAAUCAUUUAUUUGUUACA
This is a messenger RNA of Cornus florida, 1509 nucleotides long. Its product is annotated as casein kinase II subunit alpha-2-like. Gene Ontology annotation, molecular function: ATP binding; protein serine/threonine kinase activity. NCBI's taxonomy places the organism in Eukaryota, Viridiplantae, Streptophyta, Magnoliopsida, Cornales, Cornaceae. The coding region runs from base 117 to 1118 and encodes 333 amino acids. The record is from RefSeq and is a predicted model, not a curated record. Gene Ontology annotation, cellular component: cytosol; protein kinase CK2 complex; nucleus. The transcript is spliced from 10 exons. Gene Ontology annotation, biological process: protein phosphorylation.